This is a messenger RNA of Zymoseptoria tritici IPO323, 1554 nucleotides long. RefSeq lists its product as uncharacterized. The transcript has 5 exons. Bases 1 to 1554 code for a protein of 517 amino acids. NCBI's taxonomy places the organism in Eukaryota, Fungi, Ascomycota, Dothideomycetes, Mycosphaerellales, Mycosphaerellaceae. Gene Ontology annotation, molecular function: aldehyde dehydrogenase (NAD+) activity. The record is from RefSeq and is a predicted model, not a curated record.
AUGAGCUCCGAGACGUACUUCUUAUGGACCAAUGGACAAGACAAGACGGGAAGUGACAAUGAGCUGAUACCCAUCGAAAACCCUGCAACCGGAGAGGUCUUCGCACAUUGCCAUGCUGCUUCUUUCUGGGAUGUCGAGUAUACCGUACAACUCGCCCAUCGGACCUUCAAAGCCGGCAUCUGGUCUCGUGCAGACAGGCACAAACGAGCCGAUGUCCUGGAGUCCAUUGCAACCCAUCUUUCGACUCAGCUACCAGCUCUCAUAGCCCUCGAAGUCCAGCAGACCGGCCGUGUAAUCCGGGAGAUGAACGCCCAAGUUCCAUCGCUCUUGAAAUGGUUCAAGUACUACGCCGCUUUGAUUCGGACAGAAGAACGUGCAGUCCUGCCCACGACUGGAAAGCUGCACAACUGGGUCGAUCGAAAGCCGCUGGGCGUGGUUGUGCAGAUCACGCCGUUCAAUCACCCGCUGUUAAUUGCCGUUAAGAAGAUUGCGCCAGCACUCGCAGCGGGUAAUUCAGUCAUUCUGAAGCCAUCGGAGAUGACUCCGCUCACGUCAUUGCUGCUCGGGGAGAUCAUGAAAGAUGCCGGGCUACCGGAUGGUGUCUUUUCGGUGCUACCAGGAUAUGGUGCAACGACUGGCAAAGCUCUCGUCUCGCAUCCGUUAGUGAAGAGCGUUGAUGUUACAGGUGGCACGCCGUCCGGUAGAGCCAUUGGAGCCAUCGCAGGAGGCAACCUCGCUGCUUUCACCGCAGAGCUGGGAGGUAAAGCUCCUGUGAUUGUGACCAAAGAAGCAGACAUCGAGCUUGCAGUCAAUGGCGUUACCUUUGCAGCUUUCGUUGCAAGCGGGCAGACAUGCAUAGCGGCGACGAGGAUCAUUGCUGACGAAAAAAUCUACGACGACUUCCUUUCGAGGCUAGCGACGAAAACAAAGGCAAUUGAACACAGAAUGGGAGCACCCACAAAUCCAGCAUCGAUGAUGGGUGGUCUCAUUUCCGCGAAGCAGUUGGCCGGCGUGGAAGUUCUGGUGGAUGAUGCCAAGCACAGUGGAGCCAGAGUCGUCACAGGAGGAAAUCGCAUGACUGGAAGCUCGCCGCUCGAUGGUUUCGACCUGAGCAAAGGAUAUUUCUAUCAGCCUACGAUUCUUGCAAGCAGCGACGAAACGGAUAUAACGAGCUUGCGAAUCUGGAGGGAGGAGGCUUUCGGCCCAGUGCUCGUUGUCACGGCGUAUGAGACUGAGGAACAAGCCUUGACGCUCGCAAACGACAGCGAAUUUGGACUGGGCGCUGGGAUAUGGACGAAGGAUCUGUCACAAGCGUAUCGAUUGUCAGAGGGCAUUGAGUCGGGGAUCUGCUGGGUCAACACACAUCACCGCAACGAUCCAAGCAGUCCUUGGGGCGGAAUAGGGAGUUCAGGCGUUGGAAGUGAGAAUGGCAUUGAUGCCUAUCAUGCUUACACCACAACGAAGAGCACGAUCAUCAACUAUGCAUCAGCGGAGGAAGCGCGGGCGAAUGAAGAUUGGUUCCGUGAAGAUGCUGGUGAGGUUCGAUAUGGAUGA